Phlebotomus papatasi is the source of this 1400-nucleotide messenger RNA. RefSeq names its product zwei Ig domain protein zig-8-like. Bases 315 to 1244 code for a protein of 309 amino acids. NCBI's taxonomy places the organism in Eukaryota, Metazoa, Arthropoda, Insecta, Diptera, Psychodidae. The transcript is spliced from 8 exons. Gene Ontology annotation, cellular component: neuron projection membrane. The record is from RefSeq and is a predicted model, not a curated record. Gene Ontology annotation, biological process: synapse organization.
AGUAGCUUCACAAUCAUGAAACCGAGUGGUAAAUCUUUCCGAUAGAACAAGCAAUUGAGUUAUUCCAGAUAGUGACUUUGAAUAUUUGGGAACCAAAUGGAUAGUUGUGGAAUUUGUGAGAUGGUGCAAAGACGAUGGAAAGCAACGAAAUGUCAUUUCCACAUCAUCCAAUAAAUUACUCAGUUGUUGGCAAUUCCAGUGAAGUUGAUAUCAAAUUGGGAAAAUUGGGGGAGAACAAGAUCUAUAAGGCUUUGUGGAGCCGCAAUGUUUGCAAUAAUACCAUAUAAGAUAUGUGAGAACAAAAGAUAGAGAAUAUGGAGAUAGCAAAGAAUUGGACAUCGACGUAUUUUUCUUUGGGAUUUCUGCUUUUGUGUAUUCAGAGCGGAAAAGCAGCUGCCAUUUCCACAAAUGGUAUUCAAAUCAAAGACACUCACAUUCAGAACAUUGACUUGGAAAAUGAAUACGAGCUAGUAGAAAUGGAUCAUCAGGCACAUCAAGAAUCACCAAAACUGAUAGGGACUCCGGUGAUAAAUCGAGGACCCUAUUUCGAUACAUCAGCUUCGAAGAAUGUAACUGCUUUAGUUGGAAAAACUGCCUAUUUGAACUGCAGGGUCCACAAUCUUGGCAAUAGGACGGUAUCCUGGAUCCGUCAUCGAGAUCUUCAUCUUUUGACUGUUGGAAGGUUCACUUACACAUCUGACCUCAGAUUUCAGAGUGUUCACAAUCCACAGACGGAAGAUUGGUCACUACAGGUCAGAUACCCACAGAAAAGGGAUUCAGGCAUUUACGAAUGUCAAGUGUCAACUACUCCACCAAUUGCACAUUGUAUGCAACUCUCAAUCGUCGAGCCCAUUACAUCCAUUCUGGGUGGACCCGAAUUGUUCAUCAAUACAGGAUCGACGAUUAACUUAACGUGUAUUAUUAGACAUUCACCUGAGCCUCCGCCAGGCAUCUAUUGGACACACGAUAAUUUGGAAAUCAGCUAUGAUUCACCCCGCGGAGGAGUUUCCGUCAUCACGGAAAAGGGCGAAAUUACGACAUCCUACCUACUAAUUCAGAGAGCCAAGGACCCAGAUUCUGGGAAGUAUACUUGUUCACCGUCAAACGCCAAUCCAGUCUCCGUUACUGUCCACGUUCUCAACGGUGAACAUCCAGCAGCAAUGCAGCAUGGGGAUCAAUUGAAGAUAAGUGAUCCAAUCUACGUAUUCGUCUUAGUUUUCUUCACAAUAAUGUGCGGACGAUGAAAAUCUAUUUACCAAAAAAAAAAGUUGUGUAAAAAAAAUUACUUCCAUCUCGUUUGGAAUAGAAAAUCAACCUCCAGACCGUGUAAAGAGCAUAUUUUGUUAUUUGAAGUUAUGUUUUCUCAUUAAAGAAUUUACACAAGUGAGAAUUGGAUGAAA